This is a messenger RNA of Didymodactylos carnosus, 1649 nucleotides long. The record is from the annotation of a GenBank genome assembly. NCBI's taxonomy places the organism in Eukaryota, Metazoa, Rotifera, Eurotatoria, Philodinida, Philodinidae.
GACAGCUAUGGUGUUACAAAGUGAGGACAGCUACGAAGGGUUAAGCUAGGCGUCAUCUGCUCAGAACGUAAUUGUCUAUGAUAUAAUUUGGUUACAAACUGAACUUCUGUGCAAUUGUCGGAACUGUGCUGCUGCUUAAGCUAGCGAACUACGCUAUAUUCUUUAUGUUUUUUGCUAUUUAGGGAAAAGUAUCUCCCAUGAAUACGGGAACAGAUACGAAGCAAUCGUCGGCCAAAAAAGCCAAAACUAAAGGCAGCUUUAAAUUUUCCCGUCCAACAUGGUUAACAAACAAAGUUCUGAUUAUUGCUGGAAUCAUACUGGGGGCAGUGAUUAUUGCAGUUAUUAUUAUUCCAAUUGCGGUUACAUUUGGUACAAGAACUUCGGGGACUGCAACUACGACAACAGUCACUGCACCAGUGUUUCUUGCUUAUUGGGCAUUUGAAAACAAUGCCAAUGACGUAUACGGUAAUUAUAGCGGAUCAAUUACCGGUUCAUCUACUUAUCAAGGUUCAGGAAUUUUUGGGGGUACUCCCUACUAUAUAUAUGGUUCAAGCGGUUACAUGCAAGUUGCUUCACCUUAUUUCAAUUUAAAUUCGAGAAGUUUUACAUUUGAAAUAUGGAUUUAUCCUCUGAGCAUAACAAAUGACCAGCCUAUAUUUAGCCAAUGUACAUGUACAACAUGUACAAGCCAAUGUCUGUUUUUGAUGAUUCGAAGUGGUAAAUUGUAUAUGGGUUUUAAUUUUAAUGAUUUAACUGGUUCCACAACUUUGUCUGCAAGCGGCAUAUGGUAUCAUGUCGCCUUUGUGUACAAUUAUCUAACAUCUCAACAAAUUAUCUACCUGGAUGGUAUUCAAGAUGCCGUUCGUUCAAGUGUAACGACACCCUAUCUUGGAACAAAUGGAACAAUGUAUUUUGGUUAUUCACAAAUUUCGUCAUCAAACUAUUUCUAUGGUUACAUGGAUAAUGCACAAUUAACGACGCGUGCUAAGACUUCAACAGAAAUAUUAGUGGAUGGGUCACAGAUAUUCUAUUAUUCAUUUGAUCAACCAAAUCCAUACUACGACAAUAGUCCAAAUGGUUUGAAUGCUACUACCACACAAAAUGUAAUAUCUACAUCUGGACACGUGGGACAGGCUGUUCGUUUCACAACGACUUCUUCGAGUUAUAUUCAACUCAGUUAUUGGCCUUAUACAGGCUGGCCUACUUCUAGAUCAUUUUCGUUCGCCAUGUGGAUAUACCCAACAUCUAUAAACUACGGUGUUCUCAUAUAUACCCCAAAUAAUGGACUAACUUUACUUGGCUUAACGUAUAACGGACAAAUUAUUCUACAACUUAAUCAAGGAUCUCCUUCAAAUGUUUGGCUAUGUGUGAUUGGACCAUUUAUAUUAGUUAAUACGUGGACACAUGUAGCAUGUACAUUUAGCGUAACAAACGGUCUAAUAUUGUAUGUCAAUGGUGUAUCAGUAGGCUCGAUAACUGGUAUUCUAACAUAUUACUGGACCAGUGGUCUCUACAGUAUUUACAUUGGAUAUGGUGGUGGUCAGGCAUAUAUAUAUUAUGGAGGCUCAUUUCAAGGUUCAAUGGAUGAAUUCUAUGCAUAUAGACGCGAGCUAAGUGCCUCAGAAAUAUUAGCGUUAGCUAGUGUAUGA